AUGAGCGUUACAGAAUUUUAUGCACGUAAAUACUGGGAUCAUAUAUGGUCUUGUGAGAAAAAUGGUCCUAAUAAUAAGGAAAGUGUAUUGUUCAGAGAAAGCGUUGAGGAAAUUUUCAUGUGCGAAAUGUUAGAUGAAGACGGAGACGAAAUCAAUCGAUUUAAAUUGGAUUUAUUUAAUAUUGCUUCAAGUAAAUCAAACAUAAUGAUUCUAGACAAUGUGCUUAGAGAAGUCACUAGAGGUAUUAUCAACGAAAAAUGGUUGAAGAUAUGCAUCAAGACAUCGUUCAAAGCGAUAUUACGAGAUAUUUUUGAUCUUUAUAUGGUCAAAUUACAGAAAUGUAUAUGGGAAGAACGAUGUAAUGAUACGAUAGAAAUAGAAAAACAAAUGGGUAUUUUUAAAGAGCUUAAAAGGAAAAAGCGGGUAGAUACAAGUGACAGUGCUGAUGACGAUGACGAAAUUUUGGAAAAUAAAAACAAUAAUAAAAAUGAUAAGAAAAAAAUUAAAAAAAUUAAAAAUAUGAUAAAAAUAGAUUUAGAAAAUAGUGUAAAAGAAGACGUAUUUUGUUUAGGAAAUUCUAAUAGACAUAGGAUAGGUAAUAAUAUUAUUAGUAAUUUGGUUAAUACAUAG
Molecule: messenger RNA, 630 nt
Organism: Rhizophagus irregularis DAOM 181602=DAOM 197198
Lineage: Eukaryota; Fungi; Glomeromycota; Glomeromycetes; Glomerales; Glomeraceae
Source: RefSeq, a predicted model, not a curated record